Molecule: messenger RNA, 2442 nt
Organism: Populus nigra (black poplar)
Lineage: Eukaryota; Viridiplantae; Streptophyta; Magnoliopsida; Malpighiales; Salicaceae
Biological process (GO): transcription initiation at RNA polymerase III promoter
Cellular component (GO): transcription factor TFIIIC complex
Source: RefSeq, a predicted model, not a curated record
CCAACAUGAUCACUGAGUAGAUUUCAAUAGAACUAUCAGCCCCUAGUUAUAAAAGAAAGAUAGAGGAUCACAAUAAUUUGAACCUAAAUCCCAUGGUGUCAAUCCCUACUCCCAACAAUUCUCCAACCACCUAAAUUACAUCAUUUACUAACAAUAUGACGUCUCUAUAACCAUGAUGUACCUUGGACUCAAAAAGCUUCAGUUUCUAGGCUUUUCCUGCAAAUUUCCUUACCCCAAUUGGGGAGAGCAGACGAAGCGUGUCUUUCGUAAUGGAAAGAAAGAGACCUUUUAGUUGAAAUAAGGUGAUUCUCUAUAAGAAAAGAAAGAAAGUUACCGGAAGAGUCAGUGGUUGAGAAUUGCUGCUUUUGAUGAGCCUCAGAGGAGCUGCAGCAAAGAGCAAGAGCGACAAGAAGAAUAAGAAUGGGAGAGAUAAAAGAAGGGAAAGUGAGUGGAUUGAUACCAAGGAAUGAGGGUUUUGCAGUUCAUUAUCCAGGUUAUCCUUCUUCAACAUCUCGAGCUAUCCAAACUCUUGGGGGAACUGAAUCAAUUCUCAAGGCUUGUAGUUCACAAUCUAAUACAUUGGAACUGUAUUUUCGCCCUGAGGAUCCAUACUCACAUCCUGUGUCAGGAGAGCUUCGUUCUUGUCACAGUAUGUUAUUGAAAAUUACUAAAAAGAAGAAGUCAAGUCCCAUUAAUGAUGCAAAGCAAGAAACAGAUGAGUUUCAUGCUGAUAUUGUUGCUAGAAUACCAGAGGCAUAUUACUUUGAGGGAAUGGCAGAUUACCAGCAUGUUGUUCCAGUUCAUGCUGAUGUUGGCAGGAAGAGAAAGAAGAAUUGUAAAAAACCUGGUCUAAUGGAUUUGGGUCCGGAUGAUGUGAUGAUGCUACCGCCUCCACUUUUUUCACUCAAAGACGUGCCAGAAAAUAUUGUGUUAAGACCACCAUCAACAUCAAGUUCAAGAAAGAAACAAGAUGAACUUCCAGAAACUCAUCCCAAGCCCUUAGCUUUCAUACAGAUUCCUAAGGAAAUAAAUUGGAAGGAAUUCAUAACAGAAGGCACACCAAUGUGGGAGUGGCAGAUGGUUGUAUCUAAGCUGUUUGAGGUGCGGCCUAUAUGGCCCAAAUAUUCACUGAUUGAACGCUUGCUUGAUAAGAAUCUUAAAUUUACCUACCAGACACUUAAAAGGCUUCUGCUCACAGUCGGGUACUACUUUUCAGGUGGACCAUUUUAGAAGUUCUGGAUCAGAAAGGGAUAUGAUCCUCACAAAGAUCCCGAUUCUCGCAACAAAUAUCAAAGCAUUGGUUUUCGAGUACCACCUGGAUUAAAAAGUUACUGUGAUGCUAACACUGCCAAAGGCUUGAAGCAUAGAUGGGAGGAUUUAUGCAAAUUUCGAUUUUUUCCUUACAGAAACCAAUAUUCUUUCCAGGUGUAUGAACUUGAUGAUGAUUACAUUCAACAAGAGAUACAAAAGCCUUCGAAGCAGACAAGUUGCAUUUAUGAAACAGGAUGGUUAUCACCGCAUGUGCAUUAUAGUUUAAGCUGUGUAAAGGUGAGGUUCCUAUCACUAUACCCAGAAACUGGUGCAGAAAAAUUUCUCAAAGCUGCUUCUGAGAAAUUUAUGAAGUCAAAGAGAUCAUGCAUUUACAAAGAUGCACCAAAACCUGUUCAGGAGGAGCAUCAGCAAACUAAUGAAGAGGCUGUAGACAAUGAAGCUAGUGAAAAUCAAGUUGAUGUUGAUGAUGUUGAGGCGGACGAACUCGAAUCUGAUGAUGGUGAAGAGGAAUUGGAUACAUAUGGAAUGGAUUUGGCUGGUGAGGCUGGCAAUAUUUCGUUGAAUUUUUAUUCCUAUAUGGAGAACACCUCGACAAGCUAUUUGCAACAACUCUUAAAUAGUUUCCCAUCGAUGGACGCCAGUGUUGACAAAAAGCAAGAUGGUGAAAGCAGUGAUGGGGAAUAUCAGAUAUACGAGCAGGAUAAUGAUGAAAAUGAUCUUGAUAACGACGACGACUGACUGACCUAAUCCACAAAGCUCUGUGUAUAUAUGUAGAGUAAUCUUGCUUCAAGAGAGGCUUGACCAUGUUAGUCUUCUGAAGCCAAACAGUUCUUGUAUUGCAGCUCUGUUAUGCAAAGCCUUGAAUUGAAGUGGUCGUGACCUACUGAAACUCACCUGUAACUAUACUACAUCUGGAUCUUAUGAGAAACAAUAGUUAAGUUGCUCACCUACAAACGGCAAUUUCUUCUGUAUUUGUAAGUUGGCAUCAAAUUUUUAUAGUUCAUUGAUCCAAUUAUUGGUCAUAGAAAACUUAAAUGGAGUUGAAAAGUUGUCUCAAGGAUUUGAAUUUCUAAUGUAAGAGGACAUCUUUCAUGUCGAAAAUUCUAGACAAUUGACAUUUGCUCACUUGGUAUAUAUGAAUCUAGGAUGACAGCAGUGGAGAAUUUUGCA